Messenger RNA from Aspergillus homomorphus CBS 101889, 1161 nucleotides. RefSeq lists its product as uncharacterized. The transcript is spliced from 3 exons. The annotation marks the transcript as partial. Lineage: Eukaryota; Fungi; Ascomycota; Eurotiomycetes; Eurotiales; Aspergillaceae. The record is from RefSeq and is a predicted model, not a curated record.
CCUCAAUCGUCCGAAGAAUGGCAUACUGCUCUCGAAGCCAUCAAGCUCCUCUAUCACCAGCGGCAAUACAAACAGUGCGCUGCACGCGUCACAGAGCUUCUCACGACCGCGCCAGAGCCAAUCAACGCCGUCCACAAGACGUUCCUUUACUUCUACAGCGCCAUCUCCUACGAGGCCAUGGGGCUUUCGGCACACAGUCACUCUCGCAACAAGCUUCAACUGCUGCACUUUGCUCUAGACUCUUUUGUGACCUGCAGCACUGCCCUGCCGAGCCCCAUCCCCUCUACUGAGCGCUACUCUAACAUCUCCGAGGCUCUGUUUACGACCGUCCCCUCGGAGUCAUCGUUCUCGUCUUCUGACUACUCUCCGGGGUCGAGGACGAGGCCCUCGAGCCUGGCCAGCAGCCUCGCCGAUAUGAUUGAACGGUCUCUCGCCUGUGGCAGUGCGGAUGAGGACUCUUUUGUGUCGCACGAUAGUGAUGGUGACAUCGGGGUGACUUAUGGAGAGCCUUGUGCGGGAAUUCUGGCCGCAAGUGCAAGCCAUAGCCACCUGAUCCCUUCCCCUCUGAAGGUGAGGAAACCUUCGGGGGCCUCCACUUCCAGCUUUGCAGACAAUACUCCUCUUCCUCGCCCACCUCCCCCUCUUCCUCUCAGAGUUGUUCCGCGGGAUAUUCGGCCCUCUUCUCCAGGUCUCCACCGUGAAAUACCCUUCGCAGAUGCUCUUUCUACCUUGGAUGAAGACCGGAGCAUGACUCCAUUUCGCAGCGUACCCACAAAUCACAUAUCGAAUUACAAUAGCAGCAUCCGCUCCCUUCAAAGUCAGAUCAUCUCUAGUAUUGCCAGCAUCCAGGCCGUGAUCGACGAGGUGACCGAGAUGCAGCACACUCGCCGUGUCUCGAAAAGUAUCCGCCGUUCGGCCUCCUUCUGGAGUUUCAGCCCCGUGAAGGAUAAAGAUCGCGAUUCCUCAUCCUCUGGUUCUUCAUGCCUCAAGUUCACCGAAAACAGCUCCGGACGAACAACCGUUACGGAGAGCAUGGAGCAGAGAAUCGAAAGGCUACGCAGCGAAGGGUGGCAGACAGUCGGACUCCGGUCUCGCCGCCGAGGGUGGAAGGGGGAGGAGUACUACCGGGCAUAUUGUGGAAGGGUUCUGGAUGAGCUUUAC